This is a messenger RNA of Salvia miltiorrhiza (redroot sage), 2031 nucleotides long. RefSeq lists its product as uncharacterized. The transcript is spliced from 9 exons. The record is from RefSeq and is a predicted model, not a curated record. The coding region runs from base 1 to 2031 and encodes 676 amino acids. Lineage: Eukaryota; Viridiplantae; Streptophyta; Magnoliopsida; Lamiales; Lamiaceae.
AUGCGUUCGUCCUUUUUGGUCGAGAAUGCCCCUUUGUAUGAUUUAGAAAAGGUGGCUGAUGGUAUACCUCAGUCCCUAUCUAUUCUAUUUGAGGAGCAAUCUGUUGGCAAACGUUCUAGCCUUUGGAGAAGCCAACAAAUUCUUAUUUUCUGCGUGAGUGAUGCUGAGAUUGAGUUAGAAUUUGAAGUUUUUGAGAAGCAAUCGAAGCUAAGAAGAACUGCUAGCCAUGAACAACAGAGGGUCGUUUUUAUUGGUGCUCUCGUCUCCGCCAGGUGUCACCUUUGGUCUUUAAACCUGUUACGGCAGCAUCUUUCGGCCCAGAACUUUGCUCAUGUUUCUAGGUUUCUUCGGUAUCCAUGGGGCAGAAUAGCAUAUGAUUUCUUGGUCCCUCGUACCCAUAAUGCUAGAAAACUUAUAGAUAAAAUGAAAACAAAGCAAAAUAAAUUGAGUGUUGAAGCGUAUGGUUUUGUGCAUGUGUUGCAAGCUUGGAUGUAUGAGAUUAUGCCCUCGUUGGCUGGUUUUUGCGGCAAGCAAGUAAUCGAGCACGAGAACCGAAUUCCUAGAAUGCAGCGUUGGUCAGCAGAUUCUGGUAUUUUGUUCGAGCACCUCUGGCCUUACUUUUUACCUAGAGCAGGAAAUGAUCCGGUCCCAAUCAUCGUAUCAGCCAAGGAAUAUGAGAUGAUGGAUGAGCUCGGUAUUCCUUCAACGAUGCAUCCUGCGUCCCCUACUCUAGUUUUUAAUUCCAAAUCUCUUGUUAGAAAAAGACGGCUAACAUACGAGGACGUCGAAACUUCUGAAAAAACUGAAGCAUUGAAGGGAAGUCCAUUGAAGUCUUCUAGCCGUGGUAAAAAGAAGCUGUUAAGUGGAGAUCCUCCCCCUAGUACUCGAUUGGUUGGAAAAACGGAGCAAAUAGAAACAAAGAAGGGCCAUGAUGUGGAUAAUUACGCAGAAAAUGCAGCACCUACACCUGCAUUAUCUAAAAAUACCGUGAAGAAUAAUAGCAAUCUCUUUGUCAUAUUGCUGAUGAAGUUAAUGGAGAAAGUUGACAAGUUAGACCAGAAAGUGGAGAAGAUAGAUGGCAAAGUUGAGCAUCGAGACACGACUCUACACAAGGUUGUGGUAGCGAGUAUUCGAUCUUACUUUGAUAACCAGGCCACUAGUCAUCAUCCCAAAAAAUGCAAAGGAGAGAAAAAAAAUUCAAUGGAGAAAAUGGGAGAACACAAAAGUAGUGGAAACGUUUGUGCAGUUCUAGGUGAAUCAUCUACAUUUCAGAAUCUUGAUGAUUUGGGUAAUAAAGGUGAUCAACUCAAAGUAUCAAACACUGGAUGGUUCAGUAACGAAUGGUUGCUUGAAGAUCCUUUUGCGGUGCAUGAUUGUAAUUAUCAUGAACCACCAAAGCCGGUUCCUUUAACAGAUAAUCCAGUGAAGAAGUCAUUGAGUGUUGGUGAUUCGAGGACCAAAUCUGAAGGUUUUAAAGGAAAAUCCUUCCUUCCACGCACUAAAGAAGGUCUUGGACACACCAUGAAGACUGAGGCGAUUAGUAGCUUGAAAAUUCCUGGCGAAACAGAAAACUUGCUGCCUUCCCUAAAUUUGGAUUGCACAACGUCGUACAGCAAUGGCAUGCCUCAGAAAACCUCCAUGGAUGCGUUGAAGUUCGACCCUUCGGACUUCGACUUCAACUAUGCCGAGCUCAAUCCAUUCCUUCGAUGGCAAAAAGCAGCUUCCAGUGGUCAUCGCCGAUAUGAUCGGAGGCUUCCGAUUAAAAUGUUGCGUGUCGCCGAUAAUGAGUGGUUUAAUGUUAUCUUAGAACGCAAUGGAUGGCUAGAGAGCGAGCAUAUUAAUGCACUUAUAUAUUUGCUGCUUGUUGAUUUCAACAAAGACGUAUCAAAUCCAAUAGUGAGAGAUUGGUCGUGUAUGGAGAUGGUUUGUUGGUUGGGCUUGCGUAGUGAUAACCUUGAGGAAAUGGUGGGGACAGUGAUGCCGUAUGUCCGUGGCAGUCUGGUGACACAAAUUCAUGAUUAUGCUGUUUAA